UAUUUUGUUAUUACUGAUUUGAUGUUCAAACCAAGUUCAAUGUGGUUCAAAGUAUAAAAACUUCUUCUAAAGUACUUUAAAGAACAUUCUGUAAUAUAGUUUGCUAUCAGCUACAAUCUACAAUUCACUAUGAUAUUGUCAGUGUCAAAUAAUUCAACAUUAUAAAAGCCAGUAUACUUUGUUAUUUUAUAAUUAAACAUAUUAAUCAUUAUACUAGAAACGACUAAUUAGAUAAGCCACAGAAACCAUAUAUUAUUAUCACUGUGUCACCAGAAGUCUAGAUUUAAAAUUGUUAUUUGAAUAGCAAAAUAAUUAAUGGAUCAUGGAUGCAGGCAAGAAGGGUGCUUCCGACACGUGUUCCGAUCUUUCGUGUGUAUUGCACUGUCGUUGUUGCUGGGCCUACAUGUCUACGCAUAUUUCUGGGGUCCCACACAAGAAACCCUGGACGGAGACUUCACUGACAUCAAAUAUGUUGUUAUGCAGCUCACCAGAGGACUAUCUGAGGUAAACCGCAAGCAUGAGAGGCUGCAGAGUGAGAUGGAGCGUAUCACAUCAGUGCUGCCCGCUGUGGCUGCGGCGGCUGGCCGGGCCAAGGAUGCACUGGUCGACCCUGUGCUGCGACUCCGGAACAGACAGAUGGGAGACGCACCAGAUUUUGAUAGACAGUUAGCAGACUAUGCGCUGGAGUCAGCCGGGGCGCGAGUGUUGGAUACGGGAGACACUGUGGAACACGUCAUAUACGAGUCACCAGUCGGCUGGGCCCUCCACGUACUGACUUCUUGGAUGUGCCGCGAAUGUCUGGGCGCCAGGGCUAUAAUCAGGCCAGGUGUACUGCCAGGAGAGUGUUGGGCAUUCAAGGGCUCCAGGGGAGAGGCCACGAUACGUCUGCUUGGCACCGUGCGAAUAACCGGCAUCAGCAUCGAGCAUAUACCACCUCAUAUUGCACCGACGAGAGAAAUAUCAUCAGCUCCACGUCUCUUUCAAGUCGAAGGUCUAGAGAAACGCUAUGACCCGUACCCUCAUGAUUACGGGAGUUUUGAGUAUGACAAGGAUGGGAAGCCUAUCCAGUACUUUGAGGUGUUGUUCCCGUCGCCUAAGGGGCACAAUCUCGUGAAAAUAAGGAUCCUGACGAACUGGGGUAACUCUGUGUAUACUUGCGUGUAUCGUGUUAGGGUUCAUGGGGAACUUCUGAAUGGUCCACGGAACACCGUUGCCGAUGAUGGAGACAUGAGGAUAGAAAAUGAGUAACCUCUUUUCUUUGCUUGCCAUAAUGACGAUACUUGUAGAUGGUUUUAGGGAUUUUAUUCUUUUCACAUUCCAUUUUGAUGUUUUAAUUAGGAUGCGUCAUUUUUUAUUCUAAUUAUUAUAUUACAUUUUAAAUAAUAUUAAUCAUAGAGACAGCCUUAAUUGUAAUGUCAGUUUACUUAAAUAAUGCAUUCGGACACACGUAUUUUAGGUGUUUAGUUAGACUCUAUCAUGGUGUCAGUUGUAUAAAAUUGAAUUUAAUAUAUUAAGAGUCGAAAU
Molecule: messenger RNA, 1524 nt
Organism: Spodoptera frugiperda (fall armyworm)
Lineage: Eukaryota; Metazoa; Arthropoda; Insecta; Lepidoptera; Noctuidae
Product: SUN domain-containing protein 2-like
Exons: 4
Coding region: 316-1248 (310 amino acids)
Biological process (GO): nuclear envelope organization
Cellular component (GO): meiotic nuclear membrane microtubule tethering complex; nuclear envelope
Molecular function (GO): protein-membrane adaptor activity
Source: RefSeq, a predicted model, not a curated record